AAAGAAGCAAAUGUCCAUACUCAAUUCACGGCCUCAGUAUUUCUAAAAUCCCGCUCAUGUUGUGAUUGUUAUAAAAUCGACUCAACGCACGCUGUUGGUUGUAUUCGCGCCUCGUGUAACAUCUAGGAUUAGUCGGCGCUCAUUAAAGGUCCAGGGGCCGGGGGUGAGAGUGACGUCAGCGCUCGGCGCACACGUCCACGCUGUCGCUUUAAUUCGAGCCCAGUCCGGGGGGCAGGCUCGCGUUUUUCCCCUCUCGGAGUCGGAGCGUUUGCGCCAACCGCGGCGGCAGCGCGUUGAAUGAGGCGUCCGCGGGCUGCUGUCCACGCGGAGCCCGCUCGAGGUGGCACGGACGCACGGGCGCGAGGCACCGCGUUCACCCCCGCGGCUCGCGAGAUGGCGGACCCGCGUCCCGCCGCGUUCCUCCAGUAGAGGAGAGCCGCGCGGCCUCGAGGAGCCGAUCCCCGCCCGCACUGGCGGCGUCUCCGCGCGGAGGAUAAAGAAGUUGGCGGCGGCGGCGGCGGCGGGGGGAAGGAGACGGUCAAGAUGGCAGCCGCGCGCGGAGGGACGAGGCUGAUGUGCUGGCAUUAGAUGGAGGCGGCUUCGUCGGCGUGCACGUCGCGCGGUCGAUGCGCAGGACGCGGGCGCUCGUGAAGGAACGUCUGUAGGAUUCCUCCGAGUCUCCGCGCUGACCCCCCCCCCCCCAGCCCCUCCUCCUCCUCCACCACCACCACCUUCGUCGUUUACUCUACAUUUCGCAAAAAUUGCACUACAUGCCGUCCGGGGUGUGGGCUGUGCCCGGGUUGAGGCUGCGCGCCGCGGACAGACGCCUCUCCGUCCGGAGGACACACGGACACGUGCGGGGCUGCGAGGCUGGACGUUUGCGUAGCGCGCAUAGUAAAUAAAGCGUCCCCGAAGGCUGCGCACGUUGAUGGAAUGCGACCCGAGUGAUUUUCCAACCCUUUGUGCUGAGAUACUGCGGUCAACAUGGCCGAGGCGCUGCGCCCCGACAACCAGCCCCCUCCCAACGUGGAGAUCGACCCGGACUUCGAGCCCCAGAAGCGGCCGCGGUCGUGCACUUGGCCUCUGCCCCGGCCGGAGUCUGGCGCGGGCAAAACCGGGACGAGCGACGCUGACGUAAUCCCCGAGGAGGAGGACGACGAGGGGGGCAGCGCGGAGGGCGGCGCGGCCCGGGCGGACGCGGGCGAGCCGCGGCCGCCGAGCGGCGGCGGCGGCGGCGGCUCCGUCUCGCAGCCCGUGGAGGUGCGGCGCGGCCCCCGCGCGGAGGACGCCGCGGACGGCUCGCCCGCGUCCGCGCAGACCCCCGCCGCGGCGCUGGGCGGCUCUGCCUCCCAGCAGCUGAGGAAGUCGUCCGCCCGCAGGAACGCCUGGGGCAACUACUCGUACGCGGACCUCAUCACGCAAGCCAUCGACAGCUCCCCGGAGAAAAGGCUGACCUUGUCCCAGAUCUACGACUGGAUGGUGAGGUCCGUGCCGUACUUCAAGGACAAAGGCGACAGCAACAGCUCUGCGGGCUGGAAGAAUUCCAUCCGACACAAUCUGUCCCUCCACAGUCGAUUCGUCAAAGUCCAGAAUGAAGGGACGGGCAAGAGCUCCUGGUGGAUGGUCAACCCCGAAGGCGGCAAAGGAGGCAAAGCUCCCAGGCGACGGGCCGUGUCCAUGGACAACAGCAAGUACAUCAAAGGGGCCCGAGGACGCGCCACCAAGAAGAAGGCGUCGCUGCAGGCCGCCCAGGACGGCAGCUCCGAGAGCUCCUCCAGCCUCUCCAAGUGGACGGGCAGCCCCACCUCCCGCAGCAGCGACGAGCUGGACGCCUGGACCGACUUCCGCUCCCGCACCAACUCCAACGCCAGCACCCUCAGCGGGCGCCUGUCCCCGAUCCUGGCCAACCUGGAGCUGGACGAGGUGCCCGACGAUGACUCCCCCCUGUCCCCGAUGCUGUACUCCAGCCCCAGCAGCAUGUCCCCGUCCACGGGGCCCACGGGGCUCUCCGACCUGGCCGGCACCAUGAACCUCAACGACGGGCUGUCCGACAACCUGAUGGACGACCUCUUGGACAAUAUCAGCCUGACGGCGUCCCAGCAGCCUCCUCCUGGAGAGGAGGACGGCGACGCCGGCAGUCAGGGCAGCUCCGUGUUUACCUUCAGCUGCUCGGGGGGCAGUCUGUGCAGCCCGUCGGGCAGCUACGGGCCGAACCCCCUCUUCAGCCCCCCGUCCAUGACGAGCCUGCGGCAGUCUCCCAUGCAGACCAUCCAGGAGAACAAGCAGACCACCUUCUCCUGCGCCUCGCACUUCGUCGAGCACCAGACGCUGCAGGACCUGCUCAGCCUGGACUCCCACGGCCACAGCAACGUCCUGCUCACCCAGUCGGACCCGCUGAUGUCGCAGGCCAGCGCCGCCCUCGCCCUGCAGAACUCCCGCCGGAACGCCCUGCUGCUGCGCAAAGACCACGCGUCGGCCGCCGGCCCGGCCCAAGGCGCCCCGGUGCCUGGUUGGCAAGCAGGCUCGUCAACCCCCGGCAACGGCGCCGCCCCGGCCGACGCCAAGCACCCGCAUCUGAAGUCUCCCAGCAAGACCGCCUCUAUGCAGCUAGGCCCGGGUUUGUCCGGCCAGGACCGCUUCCAGGAUCUGGACCUUGACGUGUUCAACGGCAGCCUGGAGUGCGAUAUGGACUCGAUCAUACGCAACGAACUGAUGGACGCAGAUUGCCUGGACCUGAGCUUCGACUCGCGCCUCACGGCGGCUCAGAGCGCCAACAGGAAUUCAGGAAGCUUCUCCAGCUCCAAACAGACCUCACCGCAGAGCUGGAUCCCGAGCUGAGACGCGAGGUCCGAGCUCGGUUUGAGGAGGAAGCGAGGAGAGGAGUGUAAAUUGGGUGUCAUUGUCCUGCAUUGUGCAACUAGAGGGGAAAAAGUGCAUUCAUGUAGUUUUUCGUUAUCUUUAACAUGAGGCAUUAAGCUCUUACACGUUUGAGACUUUGGACCACAGAGGAACCGUUCUGUGGGACCUGUCUGGUCCGACCGCGCCGAACUUGCGGGGCGUUUAGCUCAACCUACAUGAAAAGCAUCAAGUCGUGUUAGUCUCAGGGAAUCACUCAUAUCACAAAGCAACACACGGAACAGAGACGAAGCCUGUCCUCGUUUUUGCCAAACCAGCUGUCAGCCUGUCGGUGGGUGACGGCCUGUUUACAGAAAAACGCUGCAGAGAAUGUCACAUUAUUCAGUUCCAGUGGAGGAUAGUGUUCCUCCCUCAUUAAUGAAUUGAAUCAUGCACCAAAUAUCUGUAGAGGUCAAUAUGUUAUCAAGAUGUGAACUGGUCUGCAUUGUGUGGUUUCGUACGUAAUGUUUUAUUUUAAUUUCGCAACUCGACCCUGUGAUUUUAGUGACAUUACUGUGAAUCCUGUCCCUUCUGAAGUGGUUAAGUCUCGAUAGUAAGAUACGGAGUUUGUGUUACGGAUCCUUUUCCACCUUCUUCCCCCUUGAUCACCGUCUCCUCUUCCACAUUCUGCAAUACUGGAAGUACUGCCGAGUAUAGAUUUUAGAAGACAUCUUAGUGCUAGCUGACUCCAUUUAGGUCCAUCUACUGCUCUCGGCCCGUUUUGCUACGUCAGUCUUAUUUUAAGGAGUUCCUGGUGCUACUCGUGAGAUAACGAGGAGACGCGGCCGAUGGGGCUUCAUUGGCCGCCUCCCCUUCGUUAUCAGCACUUCAGCAGGUGCUGGGGGGUAGUAGGUGUCGACCAUUUUUGCCAUCUGAGACAGACUCGACCAGUGUUUUAAUAAUUGCCAAAAGACUUCUGGGUUCGAAUGGAGAGGAAAGACGAGGAAGCCGUUUCUAAAAGGGCAAACGAUCUCGGCAUCAGCACAGUUUUUGUAGGAACAACAGGAUGUUUAUGUUGACAUGUCCUGACAGAUGGAGCAUACGCUUGGUUUCCUGCCUUUCUUAUUCCUGCCAUGUGAGCUCUCACAGGUCCAGCACCUAGUGACGUACGGAUCUGGUGGAAAUCCAAUCGCCAACGUUUUAGGAAUCUAAAUGGCAUAAAAUUAGCAAAAAAAUGUAACUGAUUAAUUUAACAUUUCAGUUCUGCAUGACUGUGCUUCCAACUGUUUAUUUGGUAGCUUCACAUGAACAAUUUCAUCCAAAGAUGCACAAUAUUGACUUGUUGUGUUUUUCUACAAUAAAUGAGUGAAAGUCACUGCCAUCGCCACGCUGCACCUGUUCCUAUUGCUCCUACAAAGAAAGAGAGACCAGGUGGAUGUCGCCAGUUGUAAUUCCACUUCCUGCCUCCGUUGUAUCAGAGAUGGUGCAUGUAAAUAAAGCUUCAAGAACCACUCAGA
Betta splendens (Siamese fighting fish) is the source of this 4352-nucleotide messenger RNA. It is a transcript of the gene foxo3a, whose product is annotated as forkhead box O3A. Gene Ontology annotation, molecular function: DNA-binding transcription factor activity, RNA polymerase II-specific; RNA polymerase II cis-regulatory region sequence-specific DNA binding. The transcript has 2 exons. Gene Ontology annotation, biological process: regulation of transcription by RNA polymerase II. The record is from RefSeq and is a predicted model, not a curated record. Gene Ontology annotation, cellular component: nucleus; mitochondrial matrix. NCBI's taxonomy places the organism in Eukaryota, Metazoa, Chordata, Actinopteri, Anabantiformes, Osphronemidae. Bases 985 to 2838 code for a protein of 617 amino acids.